AUGCCCUCAUUGGGGAUGCUGCGAAAAUUCCCAGUCAACUCGCCAACCGCAGUGGUGUCGGUGAGCCCUAUCAUCAUCCCAGCACCAGAACGUAUCAUCGACCUUCAUGUACGUGUUUCGGCCCCCGUGACAGGAAACAACCUUCCAAUUGUCCUCUUGUCACAUGGGCAAGGCAUGUCGAACAAUCUGUCUUCCCUGAAUGGCUACGCACCAGUGGCCAAUUUCUGGGCGGCGCGUGGUUUCGUGGUUAUCCAACCCAACCACCUGAGCUCCAAGUCUUUGUCUCUGGGCCCUGAUGUCUCCCCCGAUGCUCCUCUGCACUACAGAUCUCGCGUGAUGGACAUGAAGAAGAUCCUCGACAAUCUGGAUGUGAUCGAGGCUGCGUUGCCUCAGCUUAAAGGCCGCCUGGACCACAGUCGCAUUGCCGUCGCCGGGCAUUCCAUGGGUGGCCAUACCGCGAGCAUGCUACUCGGUGCACGGCUGACGGACCCAAUAAGUGGCUCCGAGCUGAAUCUCACCGAGCCCCGCAUCAAAGCAGGCGUGCUCCUCGCUGCCCCAGGCGAUGGCCGGAACGGAGAGGGUCUCAGCGACUACGCGAAGACUCACAUGCGCUUUUUCCUGACUCAUAGCCAUGCCGAGAUGGCUACGCCUGCACUGGUCGUCAUCGGUGAAGAAGAUGGCAAGGUGCCUUUUUUGACCACCCGGGGCAGCGAGUGGCAUGCGGAUGCCUAUAACUAUAGCAAAGGACCGAAGUCCUUGCUCAGAGUUGUUGGAGGAGGACAUGGAUUGGGCGAUGUAUCUGGAUAUGAUACUGCUGAAGCCACGGAUGACGAAAGUCCGGAGCGACUGAGUAUGGUCCUUCGUCUUACUUGGGCUUAUCUUUGGAGUCAACUCUACCCUGAAGAUCAUGCGUGGUCUGCGGCUGUUGAUGCCUUGAAGCAAUUGCCACAUCUGGGAAAGGUUGAGAGCAAAUAG
Penicillium chermesinum is the source of this 975-nucleotide messenger RNA. RefSeq names its product alpha/beta hydrolase family protein. Bases 1 to 975 code for a protein of 324 amino acids. The transcript has a single exon. The record is from RefSeq and is a predicted model, not a curated record. Lineage: Eukaryota; Fungi; Ascomycota; Eurotiomycetes; Eurotiales; Aspergillaceae.